Molecule: messenger RNA, 1170 nt
Organism: Merops nubicus (carmine bee-eater)
Lineage: Eukaryota; Metazoa; Chordata; Aves; Coraciiformes; Meropidae
Gene: IKBKE
Product: inhibitor of kappa light polypeptide gene enhancer in B-cells, kinase epsilon
Exons: 8
Biological process (GO): peptidyl-serine phosphorylation
Cellular component (GO): cytoplasm
Molecular function (GO): ATP binding; protein serine/threonine kinase activity
Source: RefSeq, a predicted model, not a curated record
UCGGGGGAGCUGGUUGCUGUGAAGGUCUUUAACAAUGCCAGCUACCUCCGGCCCCAGGAGGUCCAGAUGAGAGAGUUUGAGAUGCUGAGGAAGCUGAACCAUAAAAACAUUGUCAAGUUAUUUGCCGUGGAAGAGACAGGCAGCAGCAAGCAGAAGGUGCUGGUGAUGGAGUACUGCUCCAGUGGCAGCUUGCUGAACGUGCUGGAAGACCCAGUGAACGCCUUCGGCUUGGCCGAGUCCGAGUUCCUCAUCGUGCUGCAGUGUGUGGUGGCAGGGAUGAACCACCUCCGGGAGAACGGCGUCGUCCACAGGGACAUCAAACCCGGGAACAUCAUGCGGCUGGUGGGGGAGGACGGGCAGAGCAUCUACAAGCUGACGGAUUUUGGGGCCGCCCGAGAGCUGGAUGAUGAUGAGAAGUUUGUGUCAGUCUACGGGACGGAGGAGUAUCUGCACCCGGACGUGUACAAGCGCGCGGUCCUGCGCAAGCCCCAGCACAAGUCCUACGGCGUCACCGUCGACCUCUGGAGCAUCGGUGUCACCUUCUACCACGCUGCCACUGGCAGCCUCCCCUUCGUCCCCUUCGGGGGUCCUCGCAGGAACAAGGAGAUCAUGUACAAAAUCACCACGGAGAAGCCUCCUGGAGCCAUCGCGGGCGUCCAGCGGCAGGAGAACGGGAGCAUCGAGUGGAGCUACGAGCUGCCCAUCACCUGCCAGCUCUCCACGGGGCUGAAGGACCAGCUGAUACCCAUCCUGGCUAACAUCCUGGAGGUGGAUCAGGAGAAGUGCUGGGGAUUCGACCAGUUUUUUGCAGGAACCAAUGACAUCUUGCAGAGGAUCGUGGUCGACGUGUUCUCCCUGCAGCAGGCUUCCUUGCACCGCAUCUACAUCCACUCCUACAACACUACCACCAAGUUUUUAGAUGCUGUCUUCAAGCAAACAAAUAUAGUCCCUCACCAUCAAGAAUAUUUUUUUGAAGGUCAUCUGUAUGAGCUGGAUCCCAAUCUACAAGCUCAUAAUUUCUGCAGAACCACAGAGGACAAUCCUCUGACCUUGCUGAGCACCACUGAGCAGCCAGAAGAUGUGGUAGGAGUGAGAUACAGAGACCCGGCACUGGAGUUCCCAAAGCUGGUCCCCAAGGUGGACGUGGUGGCCGACUGCAGCGCAGCCAAG